Molecule: messenger RNA, 2025 nt
Organism: Cricetulus griseus (Chinese hamster)
Lineage: Eukaryota; Metazoa; Chordata; Mammalia; Rodentia; Cricetidae
Source: RefSeq, a predicted model, not a curated record
GCUGCCGCUGCUGGCCCAGGGGCCUGGGGGCGCGCUGGGAAACAGGCAUGCGGUAUAUUGGAACAGCUCCAACCAGCACCUUCGGCGAGAGGGCUACACGGUGCAGGUGAACGUGAACGACUAUCUCGAUAUUUACUGUCCGCACUACAACAGCUCAGGGCCUGGCGGCGGGGCGGAGCAGUACGUGCUGUACAUGGUGAACCUGAGCGGCUACCGCACCUGCAACGCCAGCCAAGGCUCCAAGCGUUGGGAAUGCAACCGGCAGCAUGCCUCGCACAGCCCCAUCAAGUUCUCCGAGAAGUUCCAGCGCUACAGCGCCUUCUCGCUGGGAUAUGAAUUCCAUGCCGGCCAAGAAUACUACUAUAUCUCCGGGGAGAAGCCGGUCCCCACUCUCCCCCAGUUCACCAUGGGCCCCAAUGUGAAGAUCAACGUGUUGGAAGACUUUGAGGGAGAGAGCCCCCAGGUGCCCAAGCUUGAGAAGAGCAUCAGCGGAACCAGCCCCAAGCGGGAACACCUGCCUCUGGCCGUGGGCAUCGCCUUCUUCCUCAUGACACUCUUGGCCUCCUAGCUCUGCUCUUGCUAUGACAGAGAGAGGUGGGGCAGGGCUGAGAAGGAGCAGGGAGUCAGCUGUGGGGCCUACAUCCUUCUUUCCAUGGUUGGGAGUGGGGCCUGCACGGUACAUCUGUCUGUCUAUCUGUACCUGCCCUCUUUGCCCACUCUCUCUAGGGCAGGCACCGCGGUGGAUCAGGCACAGGGACAGCCAUAGGUCCCAGGUGGCCUGUGGCUUUGGUAAUGUUUGGUACCAAACCUGAGGCCUUUAAAAGGCAGCGCUCAGGACUCCCUGACCCCGGUGCCCUCCCUCUUUGUCCCCCCAAGAGGCACAUAUGCCCCAGAGAGACCACAUGAAGCCGGGAGGUGCCCCCUGUCACUCUCCUCGGGGCAGAACAUGGGGAAGGGACUAGAUGGGUGAUGGGCGGAGCCUCAGGCUACCCCCUUCCCCUGUUUACAGCAAUAAGCAUCUUCUCCCUCCACUCCCACACAGAGGACUGUGGUUUGGAUUGAAUCCAAGUUUACAAAUAGACACCCCUGGGGGGAGCAGGCAGUGGACAGGGGUGGGCAUUGGGGUGCCAGACAGGCAUGUACAGACACUAUAUCUCUAUAUAUAAUGUACAGACAGACUGAGUCCCUUCCCUCCUUAACCUUGAUCUUUCUUGACUACCCCUUCCAGAUUCAGACCCCUUCCCCACCAGGUUAGGCCCCCCUUGGGACCCCCCUGGCCCCUCUUUUGUCUUCUGUGAAGACAGGACCUAUGCAACGCACAGACACUUUUGGAGACCGUAACAACAAUGCCCCCUCCCUUCCAGCCCUGAGCCGGGGAACCAACUCCCAGGACCUUGCCCUUCCCACCCCAUGUGGUCCCCACCCAUCCUGGGCCUUUUUCAAGUGCUUUGGCUGUGACUUUCAUACUCUGCUCUUAGUCUAAAAAAAUAAACUGGAGAUAAAAAUAACUGAGUGUGUGUGGUUUCAAGGCUCAUGUCCCUCUGUUUCACUGGCGGAACCCUAUAGGGCUCAGGUCCUGGGUGAGCAGGGCAUUCUAGCUCAGAGUCCAUGGAGUACCUGGCCCUAGGGUACAGCUCUGUGUGGAGAGAGGGACAGAGCUUCAACUUGAGCCUGGGUGACUUUGGACAGACUCCUUAACCUUUCUAGGCUCAGGCUGGCGUUCUCGAAACUGUAGUCAGAGGCUUUUGGCUGGGUCCAAGGAUUUCAGGGGAUUUGUGAACCUAGAUAGGAAAAAAAAUGGCAUCUUUAUUUUCACUUACGUGUGACAAAUUUAGCAUUCCCUAUGUACUUGGGCAACAGGCCACAAUAGCGUUAACAGUACCUGUGACUUUGUAGCCAACAGAAAUCCCGGAUGUUUUCAGACUGCUUUAUAUCUCAGAAUACCAUUUAUUCCUCACUACUUUGAUCAUAGUUGUUAGACUUUCCUUGUUUUUAACAUGUUAAUAAAGAAACAUAUAUAUUACA